AUGUCGACUUUUUCCAAAACAAGUUUCAAGACGUUAAACUACAACAGUUUCCGCCCGCAUUAUCCGCCGUCAUUCUACGCGAUACUCGCGCGAUACAUCCAACAACACGGUGGAACUCAUCUCCCUGUCGAUACAGCUGUAGAUUUAGGGUGCGGCACGGGGGUGGCCACUUAUCCCUUGUUGAAUUUGGCUCGUCAUGUAAUUGGAGUUGACUUGUCUCCCGGGAUGAUUGAAACUGCCAAUUCACUAGUGGAUGAACGUUUACAGCAGUUGGGUAUUGCCGGUCCGUCAUCGUCAUCGUCACCAUCAUCAUCAGCAACAACACCACCACCAACGAUUGAGUUCAAGUGUGGUGCGGUUGAGGAUUUUGUCAACUCGGGACAACGGGGCGAGAUCCAGAAUGGGUCUGUGGAUUUAAUCACUGCUGCGCAAUGCAUUCAUUGGUUCAAAGACUACCAUGUGUUUUUCGCUAGUGCUGCCCAGUUGUUGAAAUCCGGUGGUGUAUUGGCUUAUUUCUACUACAUCGAUCCCAUGAUUGUUGAUUUUCUGGGCCCCGCGCGGGAGGAUAAGAGCAAACAAGAGAUUUUGCAGGAUGCCUACUCGGUGUAUCGCAAGUACGCUUACGAUGAUCCAACGUUGAUUGGGCCACAUUGGGAGCAGCCAGGUCGAAGCAUCUUAAAGCAUUUCUGCGUGGACGUGAACGAACAAAUCCCUCGUGAUUUGUAUCAAGAUGUAGUGGUGAACACUUUUAAGGCUGGUGCUGACAAUGUUCGCGCUGAUGAUUCCAAAGAUUUGGAUUUGAAGAAAUUGAAGAUCAAGUUGAGCGAAUACGUCGAUUACUUUUCGACUUAUAGUGGAUUCCAUAAUUUCAGGGAAAAGACUGGCAGAGCAGAUCUUUUGAGCAGCGAUUUUUUGAAGGAGUUGGUUGGUGUGACUGGGUGGGAUUUGGACAAGACCGAGAUUGAUCUUGUUUGGAACACGGGGUACACCUUCAUGACAAAGAAGUAA
Molecule: messenger RNA, 1008 nt
Organism: Lodderomyces beijingensis
Lineage: Eukaryota; Fungi; Ascomycota; Pichiomycetes; Serinales; Debaryomycetaceae
Source: the annotation of a GenBank genome assembly